Rangifer tarandus platyrhynchus (Svalbard reindeer) is the source of this 348-nucleotide messenger RNA. NCBI's taxonomy places the organism in Eukaryota, Metazoa, Chordata, Mammalia, Artiodactyla, Cervidae. The record is from the annotation of a GenBank genome assembly.
AUGGCGCCCCCUGACCUCCCCGUGCAAGGAACCCCUCUGGAGAGGAGGGCCAGCACUCUGACCACUGAACCAUUUCCCUGGAGCUGGCCUUGUCAGGUACAUUUGCUGCCAGUAUGUUCAGUUGCUGGUGGCUUCUGUGUGGGUGAUUCCCAACCACCCCUCCCCUGCUGCCCCAGAAGAAUACAACUGUUUUUGUUUGUUUUUAAGAGCCAGUGGGGGGUGGGGGGGGGCGGGAAGAGCCAGUGGUUUCUUUUCAGAAACAUUGUGGACUUUUUCCUGUCCUGGUGCCAAAUUGUGGACUUUGAUAGCAGGCAAACUCUGUAUCUUGUGUCUGCAUCUGCUGCUUAA